Messenger RNA from Aspergillus tanneri, 3321 nucleotides. RefSeq lists its product as uncharacterized. The coding region runs from base 1 to 3321 and encodes 1106 amino acids. The record is from RefSeq and is a predicted model, not a curated record. Gene Ontology annotation, molecular function: oxidoreductase activity, acting on the CH-OH group of donors, NAD or NADP as acceptor; DNA binding; NAD binding. The transcript has 4 exons. Lineage: Eukaryota; Fungi; Ascomycota; Eurotiomycetes; Eurotiales; Aspergillaceae. Gene Ontology annotation, biological process: DNA-templated transcription.
AUGGCCACAUCCACGCCGACCUACCGUAUUGCAUCUAUCCCCGGCGAUGGCAUCGGGCCCGAAGUCGUCGAUGCCACCAUCCAAGUCAUCAAGAAGCUCGCCCAGACUCUGGGAAGCUUCCAUGUCGACUUCACGCACAUUCCAUGGGGCACCCAGUACUACAAGCAACAUGGCUGCUAUGUAUGGGAAAAUCACCUGGACACUCUCCGCCAGUUCGAUGCGACCCUGUUCGGAUCCGUGGGCGAUCCUGACGUUCCGGAUCACAUCUCCCUUUGGGGUCUACUACUAGCAAUCCGGGGUCCGCUCCAGCUCUAUGCCAACGUGCGUCCUGUGCGCACGUUCCCGGGCACCAAGUGUCCUCUGACGACGGCCAAGGACGGGAUUGACUGGGUUCUUGUGCGAGAGAACUCCGAGGGCGAGUAUUCCGGCCAAGGGGGUCGCAGUCACGUCGGACAGGAAUGGGAGGUCGCAACAGAGGUGGCGAUGUUCACGCGCGUAGCCAUCAAGCGUAUCAUGCGGUUCGCCUUUGAAACGGCGCGGUCGCGGCCACGCAAACACCUGACGGUCGUCACGAAGAGCAAUUCGAUGCGCAAUGGCAUGGUCCUCUGGGACCAGGUAGCGGACGAAGUAUCCCGCGACUUCCCCGAUAUCACUUGGGAUAAGAUGCUAGUGGAUGCGAUGACGAUCCGCAUGGUAUCGAGCCCGCAGUCGUUGGAUACCAUUGUCGGAACCAACCUGCACAUGGACAUCCUGUCAGAUUUGGCAGCCGCGCUAGCGGGUUCAAUUGGCGUGGCACCGUCAAGUAAUUUAGAUCCGACGCGGCAGAACCCGUCCCUCUUUGAGCCAGUGCACGGUAGUGCGUUCGACAUCACGGGGAAGGGCAUAGCUAAUCCAGUUGCGACGUUCUGGUCCGCGGCAGAGAUGCUGUCAUGGUUGGGGGAGAAAGCGGCAGCAAAGAAGUUUAUGGAUUGUGUGGAGAGGGUCUGUGCGGCUGGGGUUCUGACGCGAGACUUGGGAGGAAAUGCCAACACGCAGGAUGUCGUGGAUGCACCUGAUAGAGAUAAUCUGACUCACAUCCCCUACGACUUCGACUUCAAUUUCUUCCUGAUCUGUUCUUCCCCUGCAGAUGCUGUCUCUUCAUUGAAGCUCCUCCUCGUGAGGCAUCAUGUUCCUAUCGCGAUGGAGCCCUCAGAUCUUACCUCUGGCCCGCGCGAGAUUGGUUCCCUGACCUCACAGUCUAACGACGAGAGCCAGUUCGUCGGCAGCUCCAGCGGGGUGUUCUUCAUUAACACUGUUCGGCAAGCGUUCUCGCAAAACCUGGAUCAGCUGGGUGGUGCUUCCUCAGCACAGGGUUUCCCCCAGCCGGAAGACACUCUUUUGGGCAGCGAUGCAUCGCCUCACGAGAAGUGUUCCGCCCCGUCCUCCGCCAAAGUAUCCCCCUCGGUGACGGAUUCUCACUCAUCCCGAUGUCAAUGGGAAUACGAUCCCACCGUGGCAGCAGUCUUGGGCAUCGCACCGCCGGUGGAUACAGCCCGCCAGCUCAUGAUGGUAUACUUCAAAGUCUGGCAUCCCCUGUUUCCCUUUCUCCACGGACCGACUUUCCUGCAGGCCAUGGAGCUGCUUUAUUCAGAUGGGAAUCAGGACGUCGCCGCUCCACCUUCCCUGGAGCAUCGGAGCGCCUGUUGGACUGCAAUCUUCCAGUGUGUGUUCAAUCUGGCCAGUCAUUUACAUCCAGAUAUCCAUCUUCCGCCGGAGUCCCGCAUCGGAUCUCCCAGUAGCAUGCACGCAUUGCUCGGUACGCUGACCAGUAGAAAUGAUCUCCCUUCGCUGCAGGCAUUACUUGCCUCGCAACUGUACCUCGUGGCCAAGAUGUCACUCCGCACAGCAUCCACUGUGGGUGGCUGCAUGCUGCGGUCCAUGCUGCAUGCAGGUCUCCACCGCUGUCCAUUCCGGUACAGGGAGCUCUCCUCGCAUGAUCGCCAAUUACGCAAGAGGAUAUUCUGGUCUGCUUACGCUAUCGACCGUUAUCUCAGCCAGGCGCUCGGUUUGCCACUCGGUAUCCAAGAUUCUGACAUCGAUGUUUGUGCUCCGGGCCUCCAUGAGGUCCACACCCCUGGCACAUACAGUCGGGAAUGGCCAUCCUUCCUGCCCCCUUCACGGGACCAUCACGCAGGAAACAGUCCCAUGAGCCCAUUGACCGAAAAUCCCAAUAGACCUCACACAAUGGAGGACUCGGAUUCCCAACGAGGCAAAAGAGAGCUCGCAUUCGCUAGCUACGUCGAAUCUGGCAAGCUCACGGGUCAGGCGUUAGAGCUUUUCCACAAAUCCAUCCUCGUCCGUUCUGUCCGACGAAGCUCCGUCCUCUUCCUCGUCACCGACGUCCACAAAUGGUGGAACAGUCUCUCCAUCGACCUACAAGGAGUCGCUGCAACGUCCCCCACUUCAGAAUCACCAUUCAACUUUGGUCCCUUCUUCACCGUCCUCUACCAACAUCUCAUCCUCCUCAUUAAACGACCAUCCCUCUCCUUGAGCCCUUCAACCCCUGAGUUCGGUUCUGCCCUGCAAACCUGCAUCGGCGCUGCCAGAGAAAUCCUCGCCGCAUUAAAAACUCAGGUCGAUGCCGGGCAGGCUCUCUUCUGGCCCGGUUUCUUAUCCGCUGCGUGGAUGGCUGGUCUGGUCCUUGCCUUUGCCUGCCAGUUACGCCAAUAUGUCAUAGCCAAGGCAUCUCAGGAAAUAACCAAAUGUCUCGACUUCCUCCACUUAAUGUCCACACAAUGGGAAACAGCCAAACACUGCCAUCGAGCACUUACUCUCCUGUUACAAAACAUCCGUCACCAAUUUUCCACCGACCCCAUUACUCGCCCCUCACUCUUACAGACCCUAAUAAGUCCCCACGACCAAUCCCAUCCUGCCAACCACAAUAUCACCACGGAGAGUCGCAAACGACGGAGACCCGUCCCCUUCUCCCCUGCAAUAAUAGGGGAUACUUCUCUCCGUCCGGAAACAGGCGUGCCACCUUCUACACCGAAUCUGCGCCACGAGAGCACUGCUCGGAACGGCGGGGUGGGAUUGUCGGAUACUCCGUCUGUCCAGGAAAAUCAUGUCUGUCCGAUGGACAGCCAUUGUCCUCUCCAUACUGCUGGCGGGAGCAGCAGGAUGGGACGCGAUUUUCGAGUUGACGUUGACUGUCAAGACCAGGAUCGACUCUUUUUUCCGGAUGAGGUAGUGAUGGAGCUUGAUUCGAAUAUGGCGGAUUUGCUCCAGGGCUCGAAUUUCGACGACCUGGUUCAUAUGUUUGGGCAGCAGUACCCGAGUUUUUGA